GUCGUGCUCACUGUUUAUUGGUUGGACGAGUUCAUCAGUACACUACAUAGUAUUAAUAUUGUACAUUAUAGCCAUUAUAGCACUGAGUUGGUUCUUUGCUGGUGUAUCUAUUGUUGUGUCGAAGUUUUAUACAAGUAUAAUAUUCAAGCCCUGUAUAACCCUUUUCCCUGCAGGAGCAACAUGACAAACACAAACAGGCGGCCUCAAAAGAAACCUACAAAAACGUUGGAGAAAAUAUUUCAAGAGAUAAAUAGAAGACAUGUACGGAUUAAAAGAAAAGAGAAGAAAAAUAAUAACUCUAUACUUUAUAAAGUGCUGCAAGAACUUUUGAAGAUAAUGCGUAAAUGUGACAGCUUGUUUGAUAGCAUGAAACCAAGAUUAGAAUAUUUGGGCAGCUACUUUGACGGGUUACGCGUAGGACAACCAACAGAGUACGACAUAAAUGUUAUUUUGACUUUUCACAUCAAUUAUAAUAGAAUCGAAUUAGAUGCUAAUUGUACUGAAAAUGGCUACACAAGUAUAAUAAUGCCAGAAGAAUUCCGUAGAUUGUCAAAAACUCCCGCAACAGCCGAAAAAGGUUUCAAGAAAACUGAAUUUUGGUGUGAUCGUUCCUACCAUCUUUUGGUCAACAACUUUCGUUCAUGGAUGCAAAGUGUUGUAGAUGCGGCCCUUAAUAAACUACCCUUAGAAGACGGUAAGCGGAUAUUAAAAGUAGAAGACAAGUACUUUAAAAUUGCUUACAAGAUGUCUGGGCCUGCUAAUACUAUUACAAUAUGUAUGAAAGAUGAUUACGUAAUUGAUGUCGAUUUGGUUCCAACAUUAUCGUUUAAACUACCUAAGCAGCCUUCUAAUACAAAAAUAGAUUUUGAUAAAGUAAAACAGACUAAAAUUUCCUACUAUUUUGCAGUACCAAAGCCAAGUAACAAUGAUCUAAGUUGGCGAUUAGCUUUUCCAUAUCAAGAACGAUAUUACACGGAUAAUACAAAUAACUUAAAAAGUGCAUUAAAACUUUUGAAACUGUUUCGUGAUAUUCAGGGGUUUAAUAAAUUAGCUAGUUAUUUUAUUAAAACUUUGUUUUUGUGGGAAAUUGUUGAAAAUGAUCGGGACUUUUGGAAAAUAAAUUCUUUAAACUUCUUAGUACUCCAUAUGCUGAAAAAGAUGCGAGACAGUUUGGCAAUUGCAACAAUUAAAAAUUUUUGGUGUCCUGAACAUAAUCUUCUUGAAAAAAUUAAACGUGAAACCUGUGAAAACUGGAGUAAUCGCAUAUCUAAUAUAGUAAAUGAUAUAGAACGAAAUAAGGUACAUAAUCCAUAUAUUGUGUUAAAAUACUUCACAAAAAUGACGAUACCAUGCACCUAAACACGAAAUAUUUGUUGAUGUAUCCAAGUAGGUGCACAGUACACAUACAAAAUAAUCUAUGAAUGUAAAUAAACAUAAUUUAAGUUAGGGUGUAAAAGUAAAUAUA
Molecule: messenger RNA, 1465 nt
Organism: Spodoptera litura
Lineage: Eukaryota; Metazoa; Arthropoda; Insecta; Lepidoptera; Noctuidae
Source: RefSeq, a predicted model, not a curated record